Molecule: messenger RNA, 6676 nt
Organism: Mus musculus (house mouse)
Lineage: Eukaryota; Metazoa; Chordata; Mammalia; Rodentia; Muridae
Gene: Zdhhc8
Product: zinc finger, DHHC domain containing 8
Exons: 11
Coding region: 4161-5930 (589 amino acids)
Biological process (GO): host-mediated activation of viral process; protein localization to plasma membrane; positive regulation of cholesterol efflux
Cellular component (GO): membrane; Golgi membrane; mitochondrial membrane
Molecular function (GO): palmitoyltransferase activity; protein-cysteine S-palmitoyltransferase activity
Source: RefSeq, a predicted model, not a curated record
AAUGGGAUUAAAGGUGUGUGCCACUACAGUCCAGUUUAAAGCUUUAAAGAAAUUUAAGCUAGCAUUCAAAGUCAGCUUUCAUGGUGACAUUACCAUAUAGACAUGUACUUUAUCAUACUCACACCUCCCUCGUUGCCCAUUCCUGCAAAAGCACCUUUUCAUUCCCCAAGCUGCUCUCUAAAGCCAACUAAAGGCUGUUUCUUGGUUUUCUCCAUCCCAGGAAGAGAUAUGUGUAUGUAGUGGGGCCUGAUGUAGUAGAAUUGAGACAUUGGCUACAGGUGGCCUUGGAAGAACUGUCCACGGGCCCUGGACUGAGGAUUCAGGUUCAAGUACCCUUUACCUUGUAGUAACAGGCAAAUGAACCUUUGAGUGGGGUAAAUGCCCUUAGGGAGAGGACUUUAUAAGUAGGACGUCUCUUCCUAUGACCAGUGUUUGGCAUUUCUCCCCAUGUAUCUGCAAUAGAGGAGGAUGGCUGUGAUGGCUCUCAUGGCAUAAAUCCUGGACUCAGACCCAGAAGGUUUCCUUCUAUUCUGCAAAUACAAACUGGCUAAGGGACACUGCUGUCCUGUGCUCAGGUUGUAUUCUGAUGUACAUUCAAGGAAGUGGUUCAUACUAUAGAUGGUGUAGCCAAGGAAGACAUGCAUUGCUUCAAGUCUUGAGUGCCCCAUUGACAAUAGUUUGGAGGAAGGACAUCAACAGGUAACUAGCCUGGUAUUAUAUCCUGACGCAGAGACUGAGCCAAGUAGGGUGGAGUCUUAACAGGUUUUAAGACUGUAAGAAACAGAUGUAGUGAGCGUGGUGGUGCACGCCUUUAAUCCCAGCACUCGGGAGGCAGAGGCAGGUGGAUUUCUGAGUUUGAGGCCAGCCUGUUCUACAAAGUGAGUUCCAGGACAGCCAGGGCUAUACAGAGAAACCCUGUCUCGAAAAACCAAAAAAAAAAAAAAAAGAAGAAGAAGAAGAAGAAAAGAUAAAAGAAACAGAUAUAUCUUAUCCAUGGGGGCAUUCCAAGACUCCCAGUAGAUGCUGUAAACUUAAGGGGGUGCCAAGCCCUGUGUGUUACUGUGCAUACACACCUGUGGCAAGUUUGGAAGUUGACAUAGUGGAAGGUUCAGAGUAAUGAAGCCAGAUACACUGCAAUAGAAUCAGGGAUAUUGUACCUUACUAUAGGGCUUAGCAACCUCAGCACAGGUUCCUAAGUUCGCUUCACAGGGCCUCUGGCAUCACUACUGCUGCACUUUGGGGAUACUGAGACAAGAAAGCUACAGCGUGUCAAAUGAGGAAAUAGGGAAGCUGAGGAGUUCACACCCAAGGCUGAUGAGAGCAGCAUAGUAUAGUUAUUAAAUGGUUAGUGUGAGAUAGCCUCAUAGCCCAGGCUGGUGGCCCUGAACUGGCUGUGUAGCUGAGGAUAACCUUGAAUUUAAGAUCCUUCUAAGCCCUGUGGUGCCGUGCCUUAAUAGGCCAGCAUUCUACCAAACUGCUGCAUCCUGACCAUUUUAGUUUCUUGUUACAUAGCUUGGCUAGCCUAGAACUCACUAUGUAGACCAGGCUGGCCUCAAACUUAAGAUCCACUUAUCUCUGCCUCUCCAGUGCUGGGAUUAAAGAUAUGUACCACCACACCCAGCUUUUUAGUUUUUGAGAUGAGUUUCACUGUGUAGCCAAGGCUGGUAGUCUCCAUGUCUCACUCUUCCAAGAGCUGGUAUUACAUGAGUCACCACACCCGGCUAAUCGUACACAAAUCUGAAUUAUUUAUGGACUUCUAUUUAAUAACUGGGUUGUGGGUAGCUGAAAGCAUGGAAAGUCAGCACCGUUGUGGGGAGUGCUGCUUUAUACCUCCAUCUCAGUCCCUCUGCUGUGCUGGCUGCCACUCUACAUUCCUGUUUCAGGCCCUCUGCGGCUCUCCUAGGCUGUGUGUUCCAGUGGCUCCCUGCUGCCUUGCCAGCCCUAUUCAGGAAGAAAGGUACCAUAUCACUCUGGGCUCUGGCCUCAGCAGCUACAUCUGCCCCACCUAAAACUGUUUUGGACUCUCCACGACCAGUGUUUGCUAUUUUCCUACAAGACUGUGGCAGUAGUGUGGCUGCCUUGGUACCCUACAUAUAACAUGAGAGUAGACUUAAUCCCAAAGGAACUCUGCAGUGGGGGAGCUGUGAGUCGUGGAGCCUCCUGUGGGCCCUAGAGGCCCUAGAGGUUCUGAGCGUUCUAUGUUAGGGGCUGUAGGACAAGAUUAAAGUCGGGCGAAUUUAACUGAACUGUGUGCCUAAUGCAGAGGGCCAGCUGGAUACUUACUUACCUGAGAGCGGAAAGGAGUUUGUAUCCACUCUGCUCUCCACUGUGAGGUCACAUCACUGCUAUCUUACCAACGCUGGAAGACCCUGAGCUACGUCUUCUGGCAUGGAAUGACCAACAGGACAGAAAUCUGAGAGAAAAUCUAUCACUGUUUAUGCUGUUGAAAAGCUGUUUCUACAUUAAGGCACUCGACCCUGAGCUGUGGGCGAGCCAAGGAGUCCCAGGCCUACAAGCAGUGUUGUAGGGAGGAGGUGGCUGAAGGACUCUGGGUUAUGGCUCUACAGAAGGAGAUAGCAACAACCAAGGGAAGAAGGCUCCCACUAUCUUGGUCUGGGGAGGGGUGGACGAUGGAGAAGAGCCUCCGGACUGGGGGCGGCUCUGGGGGAAUCGUCAGCCAGCACCCUGUUCAGGCCCUGAAUAAGCUUCCAAAGUAAAUGUUGCUGCCUUGUGGAGUGGCUAAGGCAAGCAGUGGGGUUUGACCAUGUUCUUACUCAAAACAUUAAAACUGAUCUGCUAGGGGAAGCCAAUGCAGAUGCCUGCAGCAUCCUUGGAGGGCCGGUCCACCUUAAACAGCUGCGUCCUGGCGCGGGCAGGUGGGCUUGCUCGCGGGUGGGUGGUGAGCAUGCGCAGCCUUUCUAGUCAAGGCCAGAGCAGGGUUCAGUCACUUUCCCUAGGACACCAGCUUUCCGAAGGCGUUCCUAGGUCUCUUACACACGGCCUCAAUCAAGCCUGCGGCCUGAGCCAGGACACAGAGGAACUCGGUGACCUAACUCUUAGUGUGUGGAGGGCUGAGAACUGGCUAAGGUUUGGAUAGCCAUGAUACCCCUACCUUGUCAUAGAAAUCUCGCUCACACCCCAGUGACUGCCAGGGGACCUUCAGCCUGUCCCGGGACUGUGAUUGGAGAGCAUGUAGGCCCAAGAGAGCUCCCGGGUUAGGGCCUGCGGUAGCAAGGAAAAAAAAAAAAAGGAAAGAAAGGAAGAGACAGACAAGAAAGAGAAAAAGAACAUGCUUUCCGUUGUCCUGUCGGUCCAGAUGGGCGCUGCGCGUGCGUGGGGUGUCGGGCUACCCCGCAAAAGAGGAGUUGGCCGCCCGGCGCUCCACCCUCAGCCCGCCCCCGCCGCGGCCCUGCCGCCGGGUCCACCUUAAGGGGCGCGCUGACAUCAGCGCGCCGCCGCCGCCCGUGGGGUGGGAUUUCCUCCACUGCCGCUGCGGCGGAUCCUGCGCCGCGUCCAGCCCGCGCGCCCGACCCCGGCCCGACCCGGCCGGCCCCGCCCGCCCGGCCCGGGGAGGGAUGCGGCGGCGCGGCGCCCAGGAUGCCCCGCAGCCCCGGGACGCGCCUCAAACCCGCCAAGUACAUCCCGGUGGCCACGGCCGCCGCGCUGUUGGUUGGUUCCAGCACACUCUUCUUCGUAUUCACGUGCCCAUGGUUGACAAGAGCUGUGUCUCCAGCUAUUCCUGUCUACAAUGGCAUCCUCUUCCUCUUUGUCCUGGCCAACUUCAGUAUGGCUACCUUCAUGGACCCUGGAGUCUUCCCCCGAGCGGACGAGGACGAGGACAAGGAGGAUGACUUCCGGGCCCCACUGUACAAGAAUGUGGAUGUGCGGGGCAUCCAGGUCCGCAUGAAGUGGUGUGCAACGUGCCACUUUUACCGUCCACCGCGCUGCUCACACUGCAGUGUCUGUGACAACUGUGUGGAGGACUUUGACCAUCACUGCCCCUGGGUCAACAACUGCAUUGGACGCCGCAACUACCGUUACUUCUUCCUGUUCCUGCUGUCACUCAGCGCGCACAUGGUGGGGGUGGUGGCCUUCGGCCUGCUCUAUGUGCUCAAUCACUCGGAGGGGCUGGGAGCCGCCCACACCACCAUCACGCCAGCAUGGCUGUCAUGUGUGUGGCUGGCCUUUUCUUCAUUCCUGUCAUCGGCCUCACUGGCUUUCACGUGGUACUGGUCACGCGGGGCCGCACCACCAAUGAGCAGGUGACUGGGAAGUUCCGCGGGGGUGUGAAUCCCUUCACCCGAGGCUGCUAUGGGAACGUGGAGCACGUGUUAUGCAGUCCCCUGGCGCCCCGGUAUGUGGUGGAACCCCCCAGGAUGCCGCUCUCAGUGAGCCUCAAGCCACCCUUCCUGAGACCUGAGCUCCUGGAACGAGCUGUGCCCCUCAAGGUCAAACUUAGCGACAAUGGGCUGAAAGCUGGCCGCAGCAAGUCCAAGGGCAGUCUAGACCAGCUGGAUGAGAAACCUCUGGACCUGGGACCUCCACUGCCCCCCAAGAUAGAGGCUGGUACCUUUGGAAGAGAUCUGAAGACCCCAAGACCUGGCAGUGCUGAGAGUGCCCUAUCAGUACAGAGGACCAGCCCCCCAACACCUGCCAUGUAUAAGUUCCGGCCAGCCUUCUCCACUGGUCCCAAGACACCCUUUUGUGGACCUAAUGAGCAGGUCCCAGGUCCUGACUCCCUUACUCUGGCAGAUGACAGCACCCACAGUCUAGACUUUGUGUCUGAGCCCAGCCUGGAUCUCCCAGACCACGGGCCGGGUGGUCUGCGUCCUCCCUACCCGCCCUCCCCACCCCUCAACACCACUGAUGCCUUCUCAGGUGCCUUGCGCUCCCUGAGUCUCAAGGCUGCCAGUCGGAGGGGUGGGGACCACAUGACCUUACAGCCACUGCGCUCUGAAGGUGGGCCCCCUACACCUCACCGUAGUCUCUUUGCUCCUCAUGCACUGCCCAAUCGAAAUGGCAGCCUGUCAUAUGACAGCCUACUUAACCCUGGCUCACCCAGUGGCCACGCAUGCCCCACACACCCCUCUGUUGGUAUAGCCAGCUACCAUUCACCCUACCUGCACCCUGGGCCAUCAGAUCCACCGCGGCCCCCACCCCGCAGCUUCAGCCCUGUGCUGGGUCCCCGGCCUAGGGAACCCUCUCCUGUGCGCUAUGACAACCUGUCUCGGACCAUCAUGGCCUCUAUCCAGGAGCGCAAGGACAGGGAAGAGCGUGAACGGCUGCUGCGCUCCCAGACUGACUCACUCUUUGGCGACUCUGGUGUCUAUGAUACACCCAGCUCCUACAGCCUGCAACAGGCCAGUGUGUUAACGGAAGGCCCCCGUGGCUCUGUCCUGCGUUACGGCUCCAGGGAUGACCUCGUGGCCGGGCCUGGCUUUGGUGGUGCCCGCAAUCCUGCCCUGCAGACGUCAUUGUCCUCGCUGUCCAGCUCCAUGAGUCGGGCACCUCGGACAUCUUCCUCCUCCCUGCAGGCUGACCAGGCCAACAACAAUGCCCCAGGACCCCGGCCUGGCAGUGGUUCACAUAGGUCACCUGCCCGUCAGGGCCUGCCUUCCCCACCAGGCACCCCCCGAUCGCCCUCCUACACGGGCUCCAAGGCCGUCGCCUUCAUCCACACAGACCUCCCGGACCGGCAGCCCUCACUGGCUAUGCAGAGGGGGCGCAUUGGCAGCUGUAGCCGUGGAUGGGGGUGGCGUGGUACGCCUAGGGGGACUCCUGGCCUCCACCUAUGCCACCUUGGCCACCCUGAGGAUCACCCGCCGCUGCGGGCCCCCUGGAGCGUGGCUGCUGGGGCAGCCCCCCGUGGGACCAUUUGUCGGCUACAUUCUGCUGCAUCCAGCCUUUUCCCCAGCCUCUCAGGUCCCUAACAGGACACUAGUAGGUGGCUCUAGGGCCAUGGACAGUCUUCUGGGGACCCAGAAGACGAGGUUGCUGUAGAGCUUUGGAGUUGGGCUGGAUGUAGCCUGGAGAUCCCUACCCCGUUCCCCGUCAACCAGCCACAUCUUGACUGAUCAGUCUGCCAGGGUCCACGACCCUGUCUCCAGGUGACCUCAGGAAGUCCCCCCACCUGCUGCAGGGGUCCAGUGCCCCAAUGGGGGUGGCCUCAGAGCUACUGGGAACCAGCAUGACCUUUACCCCAACCUCCUUACCCCUUCCAAGCACUUUAAGCCACUUCCUCUAGGGAGCCCAGGCCUCUGUGGGUUGGGCUGGGGUGGGGGUCUCAGGUCACCGCAGGUUACUGCACUCCUCCACUCAACCCCAAGCCCCUGAACAGAUGCCUUAAAGUCCUGGAGCUGCCAGCCAGCUUGGUGCACCAUGAACCUGGUCCACCCGUCUCUGCCUCUUGCCUGCUCUGACCCACCUGGGUCUUCUGCAGCCAAGGGUGAUACCUCUGGGAAUACCCAAGCCUGUGGGCCUGGAUACCCCUGGGAGGAGUCAGAACAGAACCCCUGCCAACUCCUCUUUUCACACAGGGGCUGUGUCCUGGGGGCUACUUCUGGGCAGCAGUUAUGUGUCUCCCAUAUGGGGACAGAUCACAAACUGUUUUCUGUUGUAUAGGAUUUCCCUCCCUCAACUUCCCUAAUAAAUUUUUUUUUUGUUCACCUCCACGGCA